Rhododendron vialii is the source of this 2541-nucleotide messenger RNA. RefSeq names its product serine/threonine-protein kinase BSK7. Gene Ontology annotation, molecular function: protein binding; protein kinase activity; ATP binding. The record is from RefSeq and is a predicted model, not a curated record. NCBI's taxonomy places the organism in Eukaryota, Viridiplantae, Streptophyta, Magnoliopsida, Ericales, Ericaceae. The transcript is spliced from 12 exons. Gene Ontology annotation, biological process: brassinosteroid mediated signaling pathway; protein phosphorylation. Bases 639 to 2105 code for a protein of 488 amino acids.
UAAUGUCGGUGGGAAUUGAAAAACCGGUGUAGAUAAGUACACACUUGAGGAUUUAUAGUAUUUGCCUAUCUGUAUAUCUACCCGUAUAUCUCCCUGUAUAUCUUUAUUUUCUUUCGGAAUCUCAUCCCCCUCUGAAACCAGCUUCCAUUUGCCGACCCAAAAAAAAAAAAACCGAUCUUGAUUCAUCUCAAAACGACUUUCCAGUUUCCACUACACAUAUUCACACUUGGGGUACGAGCUGUGUUGACUGGGUAUAAGGACUUGCGGAGAAGCCUAUCUGGGAUUGAAACUGGGUUGGACUCAAAUUUUCCAUCGUUGAAUGGUUUGGGAAGCAUAGAGAAACAAUUGAAGCAGAUUGUUUUGGUGUAGAUUGGUUUGUGGAUGUGUUUUUGGAAGCAUUUCGAACAAUUCUGUUUUGUUCCCUCUGAUUAUAAGUAGUUUCACUAGGUAAUUUGGGUUUUGGUUUGGGAGUUAUUAGUGUUAUCAGGAGUUAGAAAUAUCUGUCGUUGAUUGGUUUCGACUGAGGAUCAUAACUUGAUUAGUAUGUGAAGCUGGAUUGAUUGUUUCCGAGCUGCACUGAUUCUAGCUUGGACCCUUUGAGAUUCGUUGGCUGUUUUCUUCAAAAUUCUGCUAUUGGGAUGGGUUGUGAGUAUUCUAAACUCACAACAUGUUGUGGGGAUUCGGACCUAGAUGGUGUGAUUCAUGAAGCACAGAAAGUUGAAAAGGAGGAGAAGAGUGAAGUUGGUGAUGUGCCCGCAUUUCGCGAAUACACCGUCGAACAACUGAGGAAGGCUACUUCUGGAUUUGCAGCGGAGAACAUAGUUUCUGAACAUGGGGAAAAGGCUCCCAAUGUUGUUUAUAAAGGCAAGCUGGAUAAUCAAAGGCAAAUUGCUGUCAAACGUUUUAAUAGAUCUGCUUGGCCCGAUUCUCGGCAGUUCUUGGAAGAAGCAAGAUCUGUUGGUCAACUUCGGAACCCAAGGUUAGCAAAUCUACUUGGUUGUUGCCAUGAAGGUGAAGAGAGAUUACUUGUGGCAGAAUUUAUGCCCAAUGAGACUCUUGCGAAACACCUAUUUCAUUGGGAGACUCAGCCAAUGAAGUGGGCGAUGCGUUUAAGGGUUGCUUUAUAUCUUGCACAAGCUCUAGAAUACUGUACGAGCAAAGGGCGAGCCCUUUAUCAUGACCUCAAUGCUUACAGAGUAGUAUUUGAUGAUGAUGGUAAUCCUAGACUGUCAUGCUUUGGUUUAAUGAAGAACAGUAGAGAUGGAAAAAGUUAUAGCACUAACCUUGCGUUUACACCUCCAGAGUAUCUCAGGACUGGAAGAGUGACGCCUGAAAGUGUUAUCUAUAGCUUCGGCACGCUUUUGCUUGACCUCCUGAGCGGAAAGCACAUUCCUCCAAGCCAUGCUCUUGACCUUAUUCGGGACAAGAAUAUUCAGAUGCUAACAGAUUCUUGCUUGGAAGGCCAAUUUUCUAUUGACGAAGGGACUGAGUUGGUACGUUUAGCUUCAAGAUGCUUACAGUAUGAACCAAGAGAGAGGCCAAAUCCAAAGUCUGUAGUUGCUGCUUUGGUUCCUCUUCAGACGGAAACUGAGGUUCCUUCGCACCAGAUAAUGGGAUUACCACAUGGUGCCACUGCUUUUCCCUUAUCCCCACUUGGUGAAGCAUGCUUAAGAAUGGAUUUGACUGCCAUACAUGAGAUCUUAGAAAGUCUUGGGUACAAAGAUGACGAAGGGGCAGCAACUGAGCUUUCAUUCCAGAUGUGGACAAACCAGGUGCAGGAGACAUUAAACUCAAAGAAAAAGGGUGAUGCUGCUUUCCGGCAUAAAGACUACAGAGCUGCAAUCGAAUGCUAUACGCAGUUCAUUGAAGUUGGAACCAUGGUCUCCCCAACAGUUUUCGCUCGCCGUAGCCUCUCACACCUCUCGAGUGAGAUGCCAGAGGAAGCUCUGAAUGAUGCUGUACAAGCACAAGUAAUAUCUCCUGUCUGGCAUAUUGCGUCAUAUCUACAAGCCGCUAGUCUUUUUGCGUUGGGAAGGGAAAACGAGGCACAAAUCGCACUCAAAGAGGGAUCGGUACUCGAAGAAAAGAGGAACAGGACUUCGUGACAAUGGAAACAAGGUGGAUUCAACCUACCUUCUUUCCACUGAAUGGCUCACAUCGAAGAGAAACUUUUUGGUGAAACACAGAUUUUAAUGGACAAAGAUAGUUUCCGUCCUCCUGCUUGACUGGUUGUGUUACCAUUUGGAAUCAUUCUUUUGCUACAUUAUUUGAUAGGUUGGUUUGGUCGGCGUCAGUCGGGAUGCAUCUCUUGGUAUUUUGACAACUCUGCCCCUGUUGAAAGUUCUUAGCUGAUCUUUCCAUUAGAGCACGAAACUCUUGGAAUAAUUUGGAUAUUGGUUCAGAUUAUGUUCAUAGAGGAAUCUAUUUUCAAGAUUUUUACAUGCGUAGGGGGGGUGCGGUAGCGAUUGUCGCCAUGCUGUAAUUUAUGUACAGUAACUGUAUGGCUUUCUGUUGAUGGGAAAUUGAUGCUUUUUGUUGAUA